Necator americanus (New World hookworm) is the source of this 1479-nucleotide messenger RNA. RefSeq lists its product as uncharacterized. The record is from RefSeq and is a predicted model, not a curated record. NCBI's taxonomy places the organism in Eukaryota, Metazoa, Nematoda, Chromadorea, Rhabditida, Ancylostomatidae. The transcript is spliced from 13 exons. Bases 1 to 1479 code for a protein of 492 amino acids. Gene Ontology annotation, molecular function: heme binding; iron ion binding; monooxygenase activity.
AUGUUCUUGAUUAUCGCCCUAUUCGUGCUUUCCGUUGCAAUCUUCUAUAUAUGGCGAUUCUAUGAAAAUGUAAAGCGUUAUCCAAAAGGACCAACACCUAUCCCGAUUUUCGGAAACCUAUUUUCGACGAAUUUCCGAAAACUACACGAGCAGCUAACGGAUUUUUCUAAAGUCUAUGGUAACGUAUUUACUGUAUGGAUUCCAAAACCGACAGUGGUAGUGACGGAUUAUGAAGGAAUCAAAGAGGCUUUCGCAAAGAAAGGAGAUGAUUUCUCGGGCAGAACAGGCAUCUUUCCUGAUACUAUCUUCCAGAACGUGGAAAACGGCGGUGUUAUCUUCUCACAGGAUGAUAACUGGAAAGAACAACGACGCAUUUCACUGCAUAUUCUCCGAGAUUUCGGGAUGGGAAAAAAUCUGAUGGAAGAACAAGUGCUUCUUUCAGCUCAGGAAUUUAUUGCUCAUAUGGCUUCCAUGAAGAACAAGGAGGCGGUAGAUAUGCGACAUCCAAUUCAAGUCUUCGUUGCUAACAUCAUCAACAAAACAUUGUUCGGCUUUAGUUAUGAAUACAACAGAAGCGAACGAUUGAUGGCAUUUGUAGAUCGUUUCACGAGCCUAAUUGAUUGUAUUAAAGACAGCAAGAUAACCUUCUUCGCACAACUAUUCCCAGUCAUAUAUCGUUUACCUAUUGUUGGAUACUACUCGUGCGGACGCUUCCAGCAAUCUGUGGACAAGUUAAAAAUCAGUAUCCGAGAAGACGUGGAACGAUGCCUAAAGUCGUACAACGUUGAUGAAGAACCGGAAUGCUUUGCGCAGGCCUAUUGUCAAAAAAUGCAGAGUAACCCUGAGCUGAAUUAUGACAAUCUUCUCAAUGUUUGCAUGGAUUUCUUUUUGGCUGGCAUGGAAACAACCUCUACAACGCUCAGAUGGAGUACAUUGUUCCUGGCUAACGACACAAGAGUACAGGAUAAGAUCCGUGCGGAAAUUCUGAGUGUUGUGGGCCGCGAUGGCAAACCAAGCACAUCGUACAGGAACAGAAUGCCAUACACGUGCGCAGCAAUACAGGAAAUCCAAAGAUGUGCCAACAUUGUUCCUAUUAACGUUCUUCAUCGAACCAUCAAAGACACAAGCGUUGGUUCCGUUGCAAUCCCUGCCGAUACAAUUGUGAUUGGACAUAUCCAGCAUGUUAUGGCUCACUCACCAGUCUUCAAGAAUCCGGACGAAUUCAGGCCAGAGAGAUUUCUUAUGGACGAUGGUGUGACAUCUAACAAGGAGGUAGUAGAGCAGCUCUGUCCCUUCUCUAUCGGUAAAAGACAGUGCGCCGGCGAAGGAUUGGCGAAGGUGGAGCUGUUCAUAGGCCUUGUAACUCUUCUGCAGAACUACAAGUUCGAACCCUCAAAGGGACGUACAAUCGACCUAGAACCUAUUUGUGCUGGUGUUUUGUUGCCGAAACAACAACCUUUACGGGUUACUCAACUCUAA